AAUAGAUAAUAGUACAGAAGGAUGGAAAUGCAAAAUAUUGAAGGGACAGUUGUACCUUAUAAAGGAUUUAAUGUUCGACACAGAAGAGUAAGGUCUAACCCAGAAAAAAGCAGCUUUUUGCCACCGAUAACAAGUAGUUAUCAUAACAAUUACCAUAGCAACAAGUAUAGUAACAGUAACUAUAUCAAUAGUGGACAGAACAGCAUUAUUGAAGACCAUAGACUCCAUAGCAACCAUGGACAACACAAUAGUAACAGCUUAAACCAUCAGAACAAUCAAGGAAAUAUUCUAGAUCCAAUGAUAAGCCAACCAGAACAAAAAUAUUUUCAGUUCCAGUUUUGUACUGAAUGUAAAGUCACCUACAUUCAUAAAAGGAAGCAACCUGAAAAUGUUUUUCCAUCAAGUCAUUCCUCAGUUGAUCUGCUAGAUGUCUUGCUACAGUGUCGUUGCUCACAAUUACGGUGUACCGGAGCACGUCAUGCAUGCAAAACCCCAGUGCCCCCUAUGGUGGAAUAUGAAGAUAAUAAAAUGAGCAUCACUGGACCAUCAAAGGAAUUUGUAUAUAGGAAAUUUCCACGCAUGUCUAAACUCGUGGUAUAUGACAUAUUUGAACACUAUUUCUAAACUUCAA
Messenger RNA from Owenia fusiformis, 631 nucleotides. NCBI's taxonomy places the organism in Eukaryota, Metazoa, Annelida, Polychaeta, Sabellida, Oweniidae. The record is from the annotation of a GenBank genome assembly.